Lycium ferocissimum is the source of this 3123-nucleotide messenger RNA. Its product is annotated as ARF guanine-nucleotide exchange factor GNL1-like. NCBI's taxonomy places the organism in Eukaryota, Viridiplantae, Streptophyta, Magnoliopsida, Solanales, Solanaceae. The record is from RefSeq and is a predicted model, not a curated record. Bases 106 to 2637 code for a protein of 843 amino acids. The transcript has 3 exons. Gene Ontology annotation, biological process: regulation of ARF protein signal transduction. Gene Ontology annotation, molecular function: guanyl-nucleotide exchange factor activity.
CCCAUUUGUUGCUGCUCAGGGAAUGAUUAGCAAGAUGCUGCUUGAUUUGUGCUGUAACCUUUUGAUUCUUUUACAAUUCAAGUAAACUGAAUUAAAAGUUAAAUCAUGAUGGGGUGCCUUGAUGAUGUCAAUACUCCAUUUUCAGAGCCCAUGGGUUGUACCUUAAAGCCUUUCAAAGGUGCCUUAGCAUGUAUGGUGAAUUCAGAAAUUGGUGCUGUUUUGGCCGUUAUGAGGAGAAAUGUAAGGUGGGGAUUUCGCUAUGCUGCUGAUGAUGAUCAACUAGAGCAUCCUCUCAUCCAUUCUUUCAAGGAAUUACGAAAAAAUAUCUUCUCAUGGCAACAUCAUUGGAACAGAGUUGAUCCACUCCUAUAUCUUCAGCCUUUCUUGGAUGUGAUUCAAUCUGAUGAAACUGGUGCACCAAUAACCGGUGUUGCAUUGUCAUCUGUCUACAAAUUCUUAACCCUUGAAAUAAUUGAUUCAGCUAUCAUGAAUGUGGAGAAAGCUUUGCAUCAGAUAGUUGAGACCGUGACAAGCUGCCGCUUUGAAGUGACUGAUCCUGCCUCUGAGGAAGUGGUGCUGAUGAAGAUACUUCAGGUUCUUUUGGCUUGCAUGAAAAGUAAGGCAUCAGCAAAUUUGAGUAAUCAUCUUGUGUGCAACAUUGUAAACACCUGCUUUCGACUUGUUCAUCAAGCUAGUGCCAAAAGUGAACUGCUGCAGAGAAUAGCAAGACAUGCAAUGCAUGAAUUGGUGAGACAUAUUUUCUCCCACCUGCCUUACAUUGACAGCAAAGCACAUGAAUUUCAUCAGCAAAGCAGAUUGCGUGCUGACCCAGAGGCAGGCGAAAAACAUCAUGACAAUGGUUGUGUUAGUGCAGAAUCCACUGGUAAGUCAGCAUCGGUUGCAGUUCCUUCCAGUGCGUCGUCAGUCAGCACUAGGGAUGAAACAACAGAUGAGAAAACUCAAAAGGAGGAGAUUACUGGUAAUAGAGAAAACCCUAUGAUGGAUCCAUAUGGGGUCCCCUGCAUGGUGGAGAUAUUUCAUUUCCUAUGUUCUCUUCUGAAUGUGAUGGAGUCCAUUGAAAUUGGUUCUAGAUCCAACCCCAUAGCAUAUGAUGAAGAUGUUCCCUUGUUUGCACUGGGUUUAAUUAAUUCAGCCAUAGAAGUAAGUGGUGCUUCUUCUGGAAAUCAUCCUGAGUUAUUGGCUCUAAUACAGAAGGACUUAUUCCACAAUCUGAUGCGCUUUGGCUUGUCUAUGAGUCCUUUAAUUCUUUCAACGGUCUGUAGCAUUGUUCUAAAUCUGUAUCAUCAUAUGCGUAUUAAGUUAAAGCUACAGCUUGAAGCUUUCUUCUCUGGUGUGUUAUUGAGGAUUGCCCAAAGCAAGCAUGGAGCUUCUUAUCAACAGCAAGAGGUUGCCAUAGAAACGCUUGUUGACUUCUGCAGGCAGCCCAUGUUCAUGCCUGAGAUGUAUGCUAAUUUUGAUUGUGACAUAUCUUGCAGUAAUGUAUUUGAAGACCUUGCAAACCUGUUAUCCAAAAGUUCCUUUCCGGUUGACAUCCCACUUUCAGCUUUAAAUACGCUUGCCUUGGAUGGUCUAAUUGCUAUGAUACAGGGUAUGGCCGAGAGAAUAAGCCAGGAUUCAUUUGUUUCUGAACAAGCUUCAAUAGAUCUGGGUGAAUAUAGACCAUUUUGGACAGAGAUAUGCAAGGACUACAGUGAUCCUAAUCAUUGGGUUCCAUUUGUUCGUAAGAUGAAGUUCAUAAAGAGGAAAUUGUUGAUCGGAGUUGAUCACUUUAACCGAGAUCCAAAGAAGGGUAUGGAGUUUCUCCAAGGAGUUCAUUUGUUACCUGAGAAACGUGAGCCAAGAAGUGUAGCAUGCUUUUUCAGGUAUAUGGCUGGAUCACUUGUUUCUCUCAUUAGAUGGUCUCACAAGGCAAAGGAAGCACUUGGGCAGGAGGCUGCUAUAAAAAUGACCCAGGAUAUAACAGAAAUGUGGCUCAGGCUGGUACAGGGACUCCGAAAAUUUUGUUUGGACCGGAGAGAAGAGGUAAGGGAUCAUGCCAUCUUGAUGCUGCAGAGGUGCUUGACUGGAGUUGAUGGGAUCUAUUUUCCUGAAGAUUUGUGGUUGCAAUGUUUUGAUCAGGUGAUAUUUACAUUGCUGGAUGAAUUACUCAAUGUUGCCCAGCCGAGCUCGGUGAAGGGUUAUAGGAGCACUGAAGGAGCAAUAGUUUUGGUACUGAAGCUCAUGUUCAAAGUGUUUUUACAGUCUUUGCAUCAUCUCUCCCAGUCGACAUCCUUCUGCAAACUGUGGUUAGGGGUAUUGAGUCUAACAGAGAGAUGCAUGAAGGUGAAAUUCAAAGGGAAACGGAGUGAGAAGAUCCCUGAACUCAUUUCCGAGAUCCUAAAGAACACUCUACUUGUCAUGAAAACAAGUGGAAUUCUGGGGCCAAGUAAUCCUGUAGGAGGGGACAGUUUCUGGAAGUUAACAUGGGUGCAUGUCCACAAUAUAUGCCCAUCCCUUCAGUCAGAAGUGUUCCCCACAAAUGAAUUAGAGCAGUUGGAAAACCAGCAUAUCCAAGCAGGUUGUAGUCCUCUUUCAGAGGGAAAUGUUAUUGUCUCACCUGGUAAUAGCACAGCUUGAAGAGAAAGUUCCCAUCAGGGAGGCCUUUGUACAGUUAAAGCGACAUAUUUUUUGUCGACACCAUCAUUAGCGUAAGCAGAUGGUGAAUUUUGCAGCUGAGAACCAGUUAAGCUUAACUGAUUUAUUGAAGUGCCUUUGCAUGCUGCAGGAGCAAAUCUGAAAUCAGCUUCUUCGCGGUUUGCUUUGGUUUACAGGUUGUGAUAUCUUCAUCUGAAAUAUUUAUAGUGUUUUUUUAAUUUAUUUUUUCACUCUAUAAAAGGCAUAUGCAGCUCUGUUGGCUGUCGAGAGAAGAUUAAGAAAGGGGGUUUCUUUGAUGAAAUUUUGUGACGCCAUCGCGGUUGCUGUACUUAAGUCUGGUAGUUAUUUACCAUUUUGACUGUACAAUACUAGCAUGCUAGUGCAAAAUAGUGAUUGAUAGUAUGAAAUGUUACGAUAACGGUUUAUACAUAGUUUUCUUGAAAUAGCAUGUUUCGAUUGACUGAAAAA